AUGGCAUCCCAGAUAGACAUCGCUGCUGUUAGAAGCAAGUUCCCUGCCCUGGGCCAAGACCAGGUCUUCUUCGAUAAUGCAGGUGGAAGUCAGACGCUGGGUACAGUCAUUGAGUCCAUCCGGGACUAUCUCACACAAAGCAACGUCCAGCUAGGCGCGUCUUACAAAGUCGGCCAGAAGGCGACGGCCUCCUAUGGCGAAGGCUACCAGGCCGGCGCAAAGUACAUCAACGCAUCCUCUGACGAAAUCGGUAAAUCAAUAUGUCCAAAACUUAUUUGUGACAGAAACACUAACAUAAGGGGGGGGGCAGUCUUUGGUGCCUCGACAACUCAGCUCUUCCGCAACCUAUCCCACACCUUCACCUUUGACAAGGGCGACGAAAUUGUCGUAUCAGCAGUCGACCACGAAGCCAACAUCGCCUCCUGGGUCGAUCUCGCCGCCCGCCAAGGACUCGAGCUAAAGUGGUGGAAGCCCACAGACGCAUCCUCGACAACGAACCCAAAGCUAACAACAGAGAACCUGAAGCCCCUGCUCUCGGAUAAGACCCGCCUGGUAACCCUCACGCACGCGAGCAACAUCCUAGGCACGAUCCACGACGUCGCCUCCGUAGCCUCCCUCGUCCACGCCUCCACCCCGAAAGGCCUCGUCUGCGUCGACGGGGUGGCCUACGCCCCGCACCGGCCCGUCGACGUCAAAGCCCUCGGCGUCGACUUUUACGCAUUUUCGUGGUACAAGGUCUACGGCCCGCACACGGCCAUGCUGUACGCGAGCCGGGCCGCGCAGGACGCGCACAUGCGCUCCAUCGGCCACUUCUUCAACCCGAGCGAGUCCCUCGAGGGGAAGCUCGGGCUCGCGGGCGGCAGCUACGAGCUGGUCUCGGCCGUCCCGCGGGUGCUGGAGUACCUGGGCACGCCCGACUCCCAAGGCUGGAGGGGGAAAGUCGAGCAGGAGGGGCAGCUCCAGACUACUCUGCUCGAGUACCUCAACGGCCGGGGCGACGUGACGAUCUACGGCGAGACCGAUGCCGGUACCGACCGCCGCGUUCCGACAAUCAGCUUCCGAGUGCAGGGGUGGGGCACCAAGGACCUCGUCAAUGCCGUAGAGAACGAGUCCGAGUUUGCCUUCCGAUGGGGCCACUUCUACUCGUACCGGCUGAUCAAAGAGAUUCUGCAACUCGACCCUGCCGACGGCAUUAUUCGGGUUAGCAUGGUGCAUUACAACAGCCUCGAUGAAAUCAAGGGGUUUAUUGCGGCCUUGGAUAAGGCAUUGCAACAAAAGACCAAAUAA
Molecule: messenger RNA, 1287 nt
Organism: Colletotrichum lupini
Lineage: Eukaryota; Fungi; Ascomycota; Sordariomycetes; Glomerellales; Glomerellaceae
Product: aminotransferase class-V
Exons: 3
Coding region: 1-1287 (428 amino acids)
Source: RefSeq, a predicted model, not a curated record